Messenger RNA from Daphnia carinata, 2126 nucleotides. Its product is annotated as HEAT repeat-containing protein 3-like. Gene Ontology annotation, biological process: ribosomal large subunit biogenesis; protein import into nucleus. The record is from RefSeq and is a predicted model, not a curated record. NCBI's taxonomy places the organism in Eukaryota, Metazoa, Arthropoda, Branchiopoda, Diplostraca, Daphniidae. The transcript has 7 exons. Bases 142 to 2082 code for a protein of 646 amino acids.
GUAUGCGGACGAAAGUUCUAAUUCGUCUGCUAGCUACAUGUGCGUGACAUGUUCAGGAGAGAUUUGUAUGUUAGUUUGGUUCCAGAUAUUUGAUCAUACAAAUCUAAAAUAGCAAAGUUCGUCGUUGUGCGAUAAAUAAGUAUGGGAAAGUCUAAGGCGAACAGGCAUAAUAAACAAGCGCGUGAUAAUCCCACAGGACUAGCUGCUAAAACCGAUUCUGAAGACAUCGUAAUGGACUGUGGUGUAAUGAGUCCUUACACAGGAACUAUCUUGUCAUCGGAAACCCUCAAAUCCCUUUCAAGCCAGUUACAGAGCUCAUCUGUUGAAGAUCGUGACUGUGCUUGCCAUGCUUUAGCAGGAUUAAUAAGAAAUAAUGAAGAUUCUUGUGCAGCAUUACAUGAAGGAUUAAUUAAAGUUCUCGGUCCUCUGCUACUGGAUACAAGUGCAUCUGUGUGCCAUUCUGCUGCCUCAGCUCUCCACACUAUUGUAUCAAAAGGAGGUGACCAAGCAGUCAAGCUUGCCAUUGAACAUGAUAUAUUAACACCAUUAACUGCCUUGCUGAAGAGGAUUCCGGCACAAUGGAAACCUCACCAAGCACCAGGAGACAAACUCGAUACUUCAACAGCCACAUUCAUAGAAACAGUUGGUACGCUUAGUGUGCUCUCCGAAAGCAGCAGCCUAGCUGUGGACAGGAUGCAUCGUGAAAACGUAGUUUCUAUGCUGAUUUCCUACUUGGACGUCAACGUAUAUGGCCUUGAUGUGGUGACGACUGUCGUCCAGUUUCUUAGCACAGUAACAGAAGACCAAGGUGAUACAGACUACACAGACCUAUUGAGGAAAGAGGCUGUCUCGAAAUUUCUGGCUGGAAAAGAAUCUAGCCCUUUGUUGAGAACGCUAUCGCUUAUGAUACUUCUAAAUUUAAAUCACCAGCAACUGAAUUCAGAAUUGGGUCAGUCAACUCAAGAAGUAAUAGAAAUUCUAACUUCUUCCCUUUCUCUCGACCAGAGGAAGGCAGCAUCUCAUGUGGUAGAUGAUUUACCAACAACGCGAGACGAAGAAAGAGCAACUGACGAUAUGGAAGAAGACUUAGUGUCAUCCAGGUUAUAUGAUGCCGUUGAAGCUGCCGAAGAGUUAAUCUCUGCUCAGAUAAAAUCGUUGGAAAUAUUGACCAAUAUCUGUUGUUCUGGUGAUGACGCCGACUCGGAUGAAUUCUACGAAGAUGAAUCCGUUGGCGAUGAAUCGCUUGGAAAUGAGGGUCUUGAAGAAGCCAUACCCGAUAUAAAUCCCGAAUUGAAGAAAGCGUUCGUUGAUGCACAGUUGUUUCAGUUGGUAAUUGAAAAAGCCAAAUUACCUGCAACAAACAUCGUUGAAGCUUUAAACCAGCAUCGUUCAGGAAAGUCGCUUCUUAAGCGUUAUGAGGCGCUUCAGUGUAUGGCGUUUCUUUGCUUGAGCAAUAUGGUGAUGGCUUUCGACGUGGAAGAUAUGGGCGGAAGUAAGGAGUUGUUUGAUAUUUGGUGUAGCCUGGCUGUCGUGGCCUUUCAGGGUGACAAGUCGGACCAGAUGCUAGCUGCCGCUACUGCUUCUAUGCGUGCCAUCAUCCGCAAAUUGUCUUUCCACAAAGACAUAGUCAACCUUCUAAAGCUAGAAGACAUCACUCUCAUCUGCCAGAGAGUAGAAUACUGUCAGCCUCAGUCGAAAGUCAACGUUCUUCAAAUUCUUGGCACACUUGGUUCGAUGGCUGCUGGCGUUGAUCCACCUCUGCUGGAGCCGCGUGCUUCGAUUGUUCGUGGAGUAGGCCAAAUCCUGCUAGAUACUGCUUGUCUUAGUCAGGAUCUAUGGGUGACUGCGGAAGCUAUGGAUGCAUUGUUUGAUGUUUUUAAAGAGGACCAUACGGAUCCAGUAGUCAGUGAUAUUCAGCUUGUGGAGCGCUUAAAAUCCAUGGCACCUACAUUCAAGCAUCGCGUUCAUUCUCAGCGUCGAAGCCUGGCAGCGGACCAAUUCCCUGUUGUUAUGACGGCGAGAGACAAUCUCCUACGCUUUAUUAAGUAUAAGACAAAGCAACGUUCAUUGACGACUCGAUAAUGUUUCGAUUGUUAAAAUUUAACAAAGUUGCUGUUGGAAACAAA